Tachysurus vachellii is the source of this 1104-nucleotide messenger RNA. RefSeq names its product deoxynucleoside kinase. The transcript is spliced from 8 exons. NCBI's taxonomy places the organism in Eukaryota, Metazoa, Chordata, Actinopteri, Siluriformes, Bagridae. Gene Ontology annotation, molecular function: ATP binding; deoxyguanosine kinase activity. Bases 129 to 956 code for a protein of 275 amino acids. Gene Ontology annotation, cellular component: mitochondrion; cytoplasm. Gene Ontology annotation, biological process: nucleobase-containing compound metabolic process. The record is from RefSeq and is a predicted model, not a curated record.
AGGCACAUGUGCUGUGGUGAUGUGACAAUAAAAGGAACUUUGAUAUUGACUUUGACUUUAAAUGUCACACCAUUUAGAUCAAGUAACGUGAUAUAGUCUAUCUGUGAUCGAUUAAUUCGCCUUGUCAUAUGGUAAGCACAUGUGAUCUAUCAUUUCCCGUCAUGGCGACUCCUCCGAAGAGAAUUUGCUCCGGUUCUGACUUCAACAGCAGUUUUGAAAAGAGAGUUAAGAAGAUUUCUAUUGAAGGAAACAUUGCCGCAGGCAAGUCAACCUUUGUGCGGCUGUUAGAAAGAGAAUCCGAGGAAUGGGAAGUGAUCCCUGAGCCCAUUGGCAAAUGGUGCAAUGUUCAGACUGCUGAGAACGAGUAUGAGGAGCUGACCACAUCCCAGAAAAGUGGAGGCAACCUGCUGCAGAUGUUGUAUGACAAGCCCAGCCGUUGGUCUUACACCUUUCAGACCUAUGCUUGUCUAAGCCGUGUUCGUGCCCAGCUUCAGCCUCCGUCUGCCAAGCUACAACAGGCUGAGCACCCUGUCCAGUUCUACGAGCGCUCCGUCUACAGCGACAGAUAUGUUUUUGCUUCAAACCUCUUUGAGUCUGGAGACUUAAAUGAGACAGAGUUUGCGAUCUACCAAGACUUUCAUAGUUGGCUUCUCUCGCAGUUUGAGUCUGACCUUGAGCUUGAUGCCAUAAUCUAUUUGCGGGCUGAUCCUGAGAGGUGUAUGCAGCGUCUUAAAUACAGAGCUCGUGAGGAAGAGCUGGGAAUUCCUCUGGAGUACUUGGAGAAACUUCACUAUAAACAUGAGUGUUGGCUCUAUAACAGAACUACUCAGGUUGAUUUUGAGUACUUGAAGGAUCUCCCUAUUCUGGUACUGGAUGUUAACGACGACUUCAAGAAUGACAGAAUAAAGCAGCAGGCAGUGGUUGACGAGGUGAAAGAAUUCCUGUCUACACUCUAAUACAUAAUCAAACAUUGUCCAAAGUGUGUGUGUUUGUGUGAGAUUGAUGUGUUUAAUACAUUUUUAUAGUUUAUAGCCCAAACGUACUGUACCUGUUUACAGUAAUACAUGACAAAUAAUGUAUUGAAUUUCAACUGAAAUAUUUUAA